Messenger RNA from Anoplopoma fimbria (sablefish), 1241 nucleotides. It is a transcript of the gene sp8a, whose product is annotated as sp8 transcription factor a. The transcript is spliced from 2 exons. Gene Ontology annotation, molecular function: DNA-binding transcription factor activity, RNA polymerase II-specific; RNA polymerase II cis-regulatory region sequence-specific DNA binding. Lineage: Eukaryota; Metazoa; Chordata; Actinopteri; Perciformes; Anoplopomatidae. The record is from RefSeq and is a predicted model, not a curated record. Gene Ontology annotation, biological process: regulation of transcription by RNA polymerase II. Bases 1 to 1206 code for a protein of 401 amino acids.
AUGGCUGCUACUCUGCUCGGGGAGGAGCCCCGGCUGGGCGGUGCUCCUCUGGCUCUGCUGGCCGCCACCUGCAGCAGGAUCGGUGAGCCCAGCCCGUCCUGCUCCCCGGCUCUCUCCGACGGUGUUCACGGAUACAUGAAGGGCUUUCACCCGUGGAAACGAGGCGCACAAAGCACCAACAACCUCGGGGCUUGCUUCAGCCCCCUCGGGGUUCCGUCCAGGAGUACCGGGACCGGCCUGGACAGCUCCAGCUCCAGCUCCAGUGCUUUCUCAGUGACCAACUCACCUUUUGGAAAUGACAUCUACCAGUCAGAAAACAACCCACCUGACCCUUCACACACCCAGAGGUCUGUGUUUCUGACCAAGUUCCCCUCCUCGGUGGAAGGCAUAGCAGGGAUUUAUCCGAGGAUGCACUCUCACCCCUACGACUCUUGGUUCAAGCCUGUGGGGGAUGUCAGCACCGGGUCGGCUGCUUGGUGGGACGUGGGGACCAGCUGGGUGGACGCACAGAACCAGUCCGGGUUACCCUCCACUCUGAGCGGCUACAGCUCCGACUACAGCUCGGCCUUCAGCUCAGGUGCGUCCCAACACCUGCACCCCGGCUCUCAGCACCUGUUUGACGGCUUCAGGCCACCUGUCCCUGCUCCUUAUGCAGAUCCUCCAACGACAGGACCCCCCGUGGUGUCUCUUCCAGCAUCGUCCCGGUCCUCCUCCAGGCGGUACUCCGGCAGGGCCACGUGUGACUGUCCGAACUGCCAGGAGGCGGAUAGCCUCGGACAAGGAGGCUCCAGUCCCCGGCGGAGAGGCCUCCACAGCUGCCACAUCCCGGGCUGUGGGAAGGUGUACGGUAAGACGUCUCACCUGAAGGCUCACCUGCGCUGGCACACCGGGGAGAGGCCGUUCGUCUGCAACUGGCUCUUCUGCGGGAAACGCUUCACUCGCUCCGACGAGCUCCAGAGGCAUUUACGCACUCACACCGGGGAGAAGAGGUUCGAGUGCCCGACGUGUCACAAGAGGUUUAUGCGUUCAGAUCACCUGAAUAAACAUGCGAGGACGCACAGUGCGGAGGGGUCGGAGGAUGGAGCCGAACCGGGACCCGGUAAGGUGGGCAGCGACACGGACAAUAGUGGCACCGGGAGCCCGAGCCAGUCUCCCGGUGGACAGGUGCGUCAGACUGUCCAGACCACCGAGGGACAGGUGGAAUAACUUACAAACAACUUACAAAUAACUUACAAAUAACU